AUGGCCCCUCCCGCCCCCGCCCCCACAUCAGGGUCAUCAACCCUCGCCCCCACACCUGCCUUGUCUCAUCGUGACACCCCAACGCCUGGCAUUACCACACCAGCGACCCCAGUCACUCCUCCAGAUGAAAUUUGCACGCGCGAACACGCAUUCUACGCCUUUGAUGUGCUCACAGCGCACUAUGAGCGGCGCGAGGCCGCACCUCCACCAUUCCCAAAUGGGAAAGACAAGUACGCCCUCUUCGUCACUUGGAAUACCCUCAAGCCCCGUAAAGCACUUCGCGGCUGUAUAGGCAACUUCACGCCGAUGCGCCUUGACAAGGGCUUGGCAGAGUAUGCCCUCGUCGCGGCGCUCGAGGACCACCGCUUCUCUCCAAUCCGCGCGGCGGAGCUGCCUGCCCUCGGCUGCGGCGUGAGCCUCCUUACGCCCUUCACGCCCGUCGCCACGCCGCUGUCGUGGGAGCUCGGCACGCACGGCAUCCACAUCACCUUCCCACACCCCACAUCCGGUCGCAACCUGUCCGCGACGUACCUGCCGGACGUGGCGCCCGAGCAGGGCUGGAGCAAGGAGCAGGCCGUGAUGUCGCUCAUCCAGAAGGCCGGGUGGCGCGGGCGCGUCGCCGUCGGCGAUAAGCUGUGGAACAGCAUCAGCACGAAGGUGUACGGUAGUGAGAAGGUCGCCGUCUCGUACGACGAGUACGUCGCGUGGAAGAAGGGCGGUGUCGGGGCACAGCCGCCCGAGAACAAGAAGGGCGCCGAUCGUGGCGCGCUCGCGUAG
Molecule: messenger RNA, 777 nt
Organism: Cutaneotrichosporon oleaginosum
Lineage: Eukaryota; Fungi; Basidiomycota; Tremellomycetes; Trichosporonales; Trichosporonaceae
Source: RefSeq, a predicted model, not a curated record